Messenger RNA from Colletotrichum higginsianum IMI 349063, 2115 nucleotides. Its product is annotated as Vacuolar sorting protein VPS1. NCBI's taxonomy places the organism in Eukaryota, Fungi, Ascomycota, Sordariomycetes, Glomerellales, Glomerellaceae. Gene Ontology annotation, cellular component: cytoplasm; microtubule; membrane. The transcript is spliced from 3 exons. The record is from RefSeq and is a predicted model, not a curated record. Gene Ontology annotation, molecular function: GTPase activity; GTP binding; microtubule binding. Bases 1 to 2115 code for a protein of 704 amino acids.
AUGGCAGUUUCAGGCCCCAUUAAGCCCACGGCCCCGACUUUGGGCCUGCGUUCUCAGCGUUCAACCCAGCGCCUCAACCAGAUUGAGAAGAUCAGAGCCAACGGCAUCGGCGAUCUCGUGGACCUGCCACAGCUGGUCGUGUGCGGCGAUCAGUCCGCCGGCAAAAGCUCUGUUCUCGAGGGCAUCACCGGCAUACCGUUCCCUCGACAAGAGGGGCUUUGCACCCGGUUUCCCACGGAGAUCAUCCUACGCCAUUCCAAUGAGCCGUUGAGGACCAAGGCAUCCAUCCGUCCUCACUCCGGUCGCUCGGCGGAGAUGGCAAGGACCCUUCGCAGCUAUGAGCGCGAGAUGAAGGAAGACCUUUCGGACCUUCCGGUCGCCAUCGAGGAAGUUUCUAAGCUCAUGGGUAUCCGUGGCUUCACCGACUCCCAGACCGACGCAGCUUUCGCCUCGGACGCCCUCCGUAUCGAGGUCACGGGUCCCACGGGUUUACAGCUCAGCAUCGUCGACCUCCCCGGCCUCAUCUCCGUCGCAAACGAGGAGCAGUCUGAGGCGGAUGUCGAAGCCGUCCACGCCAUGGUCAGGGGCUACCUGUCCAGCUCCAGGACCAUCAUCCUCGCCGUCGUCCAGGCAAGCAACGACAUCGCCAACCAGGGCAUCAUGAAAAUCGCCCGCGAGUACGAUCCGGACGGCCAGCGCACAGUCGGCAUCAUCACUAAGCCCGAUCUUAUCAACGCCGGCACCGAGGCCAAACUGGCCAGCAUCGCCAAGAACAAGGACUCAAUCAAGCUGAAGCUAGGCUUCUUCCUACUCAAGAACCCAAGUCCUGCCGAGAUGAAGGCGUCGAGCACGAAGCUGAGCCGUGCCGAGCGGGAAAUGAACUUUUUCUUGUCGGCGGUUUGGAAAGCCCAGGAUCUCGACAUGAGCCGCGUCGGCAUCGAGAACCUCAAGGUGUUUUUGCAGGAGCUCUUGGAUGAGCACCUCGAGAGGGAGAUGCCCAAGCUCAAGGGCGAAAUCAGACGUGUCUUGGAAUCCAAGGAGAAAGAGCUCGAAGCCAUGGGACCUGAGCGCCGGUCCCUGGGGGAUAUCCGAUCCUUCAUGACAAACCUGAGCAUGCGGUACUUCACGCUCGCCCAGGCCGCCCUCGAAGGAAACUACCAUAGCUCGGACGCGCAGUUCUUCGACAAGAAGAACGGGACUCGGCUCCGUUCUCUCGUCCAUCAGCAAAAUGGCCAGUUCGCCGCCCUGAUCCGUACGCGUGGCCACAAACGGGACAUGCUGAGCGACGGCGAGGAUCUCGAGACCGUGAAAGGCAGUGAUGCGGAUCCACAGCUGGUGGUCAGCAGAGGCGAGAUGAUCUCAUGGAUUCAAGAAACAUAUUUGCAGACGAGGGGCCGUGAGCUGCCGGGUAACUACAACCACGUCCUUCUUGCCGAGCUCUUCCAUGAACAGUCCAGCCCGUGGCGCAAGAUCGCUGAGAAUCACGUCUCGGAGGUUGUGGACGGGGUCUGCAAAUGGGUCCAUCAGGCCGUCUUCUGCCUCUUCCCCGAGGACCGCCUGCGACGAGACCUGGAGAUGAUCUGUCAAGAGCGGCUGGAGAGGUGCAGAGCUCACGCGUUUGAAGAGUUGCGCAAGAUAUUGCUUGACGAGGAGCGGCAUCCCAUCACGUACAACCACUACUACACGGACAACAUCCAGAAAGCCCGCACCGAUUCGCAAAAGGCAGCCUUCCAGGGCGUCAUGAAUGGCUUGACGUCGAGAUACGACAUGAGGAUCUCCGAGGACAGAGACCAGCUUAUUAAGAUAUUGCAGCCUAAGAUGUGCGUCAACAUGGACCAACAGGCCUGCGAAGAAGCUCUGGCUGGACUGAACGCGUAUUACAAGGUUGCGAUGAAGACUUUCGUGGACAACGUGUGUCGGCAGGUGAUUGAGCGACACAUCUUGGGCCCGCUGCCAGAGAUUUUCUAUCCCAACACAGUCUCCCAAUUUUCAGACGAGGAGCUGCUUCGUAUCGGCUCCGAGUCCGAGCGAGAGACUUCACGACGUCAGAAGCUGGGUGAGGCGGCCGAGGGACUUCGGAAUAGCCUCCUAGAGCUGCAGGGCUUCUCAGGUUAG